GUUGUUAGUACGGUACUGUAGUAGCAUAGUUAGCUCGCUGGUUCUCCAUUAAAGCUAAACUCAGCGGGACGAUGAGCAACCAGAGCUCCAGAACUGAGAGCACAGCGGCGGUGAGCGCGCCUGAUUCCUCCGCGGCGGCGUCCAGAGACCGGAAAGGCGGCGGCGGGGUGGUCAAGAGGCUCAAGUCGCGGCGGGUAGCGGCGGAGCGGCGGCCCGUCACCGAGGAGGAGCUGCGGGCGUCAGGCAGAACCAUCAGCCCGGAGGAAGUGCUCGCUCUCCGCGCUGUGACCCGCGAUUAUCUUUGCAAACCUGAAGACAACAUUUACAACAUCGACUUCACCCGCUUCAAGAUCCGAGACCUGGAGACGGGCACAGUGCUGUUCGAGAUCGCCAAACCUCCUCACUGUGAUGUUGAAGACGAGGACGAGGAAAACGUGGAUGCCGAUACGAGUACUGGCCGCUUCGUUCGAUAUCAGUUCACAUCAGCUUUCCUUAAACUACGCACAGUCGGAGCCACCGUGGAGUUUACAGUCGGAGAUCGACCCGUCAGUAAUUUCAGAAUGAUCGAGCGUCACUAUUUUCGGGACCGGCUGCUGAAGAACUUUGAUUUUGAUUUUGGAUUCUGCAUACCGAACAGCCGCAACACAUGCGAGCACAUCUACGAGUUCCCUCAGCUCCCGGACGAGCUCAUCCGUCAGAUGGUGGAACGUCCGUAUGAGACCAGAUCAGACAGCUUCUACUUCGUAGACAACAAACUCAUCAUGCACAACAAGGCAGACUACGCUUACAACGGUGGCCAGUGAUGCUGCACACACAGGAGGUGUGUGUGUGUGUGUGUGUGAGAGAGAGAGAGAGAUGUAACAUCUAUUGCUUCGAUGAAACCUGGCGCUAAACCGGAUGCUUCAAACCUCCAGCUCAGAUUUUAUGGACUUUUUCUACCCAGAUAAUUAUCGUUUCCACAGAUCCUGCGCUUACAUUUCAUACUGCUUUAAAAUGAAGGAUUUAAAAUGAUGACUGUGCAUUUUUUUUUACCAUAAACAAAGUUUGGUGUCAGAAUGAAGCCCUGCAGCCACAAUUAGAACAAAAAACGUAUUCAGGUUAAUUCACGUUUCAUAGAAAGAUUGUUUUCCCCAGUGUAGUGCUUUCCAGGUUUAUUACGCUAACCCACCACUGCUGAGAUCUGGGUUCGGAUCUCAGUGGUGCUGUCGGCUUGCUGAUCGUCUGCACAGACUUGAUUGGCUACGACUUGGAGUUACAUUAACAUUCACAUCAUUUAGUGGACACUUUAUUAGACAUCAACUUAGAUCCUGGUUCAAGGGCCCAACUGAGGCAAUGUAGCAGUGAUGGGGCUUCCUUCCAGUAACCUUCCAGUUACUAGUCCAGUACCUUGUGUAGUCUGUACUCACACAGCACAAGUGCACCAUACUCAGCCAUCUAAGAAUCAUAAAGAUGUGGCUCUGUGGAUUGUCCACACAGCCAUAGAUGUUAAUUAUUAUUUACAUUAUUAGCACGCUGUUUAACCAAGCGUGCUGUAGCUCUGAUGGCUGCUUUGUGUGUGUGUGUUGAUCUGAUUGAAUCAGACUUCCGUCUGUUUUUGACGCGUCUGAGUGUCCUCACUGUCAGAAUCAGCCGUUUGUCAUUCAGAGCAGAUACAUUUGUGUCUGACGCAGAUCAAAAUCUCGUUCCUAAAAAUCCUACAACCCCCCGUCCUGUUCAAAUCCUUCACCCAACCGACAACCAUCUCUCUGUGAUCAGACCACAUCCCCAUCAGACCCCAGUCGAACCAGUCAAUCUUUUACCAUCUGGGUUGGAAUUUGGCACAUCUCAGCCUGUCAGCUACAUUUGGGGUAAUAGGUGUGAAUUUUAGGUUGUUUUUCUGUCGCUGUGUUGAUUCGUUUGUGCAAAUAAUCAUCAUAAUCAAUGAGAGGUUAAACGAGACAUUGUGAAACCGAAUGAGAAGCUGAACUACUUUACUGAACAAGGUUGUGCAGAAUGAGAUGUUAUGAUACUGAAUGAGACUUUAUGAUGAGGUGUUACUGAAUGAGAAGUUAUUGAAUGAAGCUUUGCAGAGUUAGAUGUAGCCGAAUGAGACGUUAGGUUAUUAAAUGAGACUUUGCAGAGUAAGAAGUUGCCAAAUGAGAUGUUGCAAUACUAAAGGAGACAUUACAUUGCUGAAUAAGACGUUGCAGAAUGAGUUACUGUGUUACGGGAUGAAACAUCACUAAAUGAGAUGUUACAGAAUGAUGCGUUAUUUUACGAAUGUGACGAAACUAAAAUAAAUUAUAAAAUAAAAAAUACUUUAAAAAUGAGGCAUUACAUAACUGAAUAAGGUGUUGCAUUACUGGAAGUUUGAUGUUAGUAAAUAAGAUUGUAUGGUAAUGAUAUGGCACUACAUUACUGAAUGAGAUGAAUUUUUGUUUUGUUUUUUUUCCCUGUUGUUUCUGUUGAAUUCACUGAUCGAAUGUUUCCUCUUGAUUACUUUCCCAUGAUGUUAAUGACAAACAUUUUGUAAAAUAGGAAGCCGGUUCUGCUCGUGUCGUUUUUUUCGUUUCUGUAUGAUGUUAUAAACUGGAAAACAUUUUAUACUUGAGGGUUUUUUUCUGCCUCAUUCGUUUCAUUUUGUUUUCUUUUCGAUGAAGCCUGUAUCAGGACUGAACUGAGAAAUAUCACAAUGAAGAUGAGCGAGGGUUUGAGGCCUUAUGGAGGAAUAUCAGGUGUGAUGGAUCAGGGAAAAAUACUAAACUGUGCUGAUUAAAGUUCUGUUCAUGUUCUACUGGACCAAAAUCACCCUCUCACUCUUCUGUUCAUAGAUUUAAGAGAAAUUGUAUUCUAGAUCAGAUUCAAUAGACGUUAGUAGUGUUUUUCUUUUCUUUUUAACGAUUAUUGUUGUUUAUAAAAUGUGAAAAAUAAAAUAUUUCAUUACAAA
This is a messenger RNA of Trichomycterus rosablanca, 2926 nucleotides long. It is a transcript of the gene unc119b, whose product is annotated as unc-119 homolog 1. Gene Ontology annotation, cellular component: cilium. The coding region runs from base 72 to 803 and encodes 243 amino acids. Gene Ontology annotation, molecular function: lipid binding. The transcript is spliced from 5 exons. Gene Ontology annotation, biological process: nervous system development; lipoprotein transport; cilium assembly. The record is from RefSeq and is a predicted model, not a curated record. Lineage: Eukaryota; Metazoa; Chordata; Actinopteri; Siluriformes; Trichomycteridae.